Molecule: messenger RNA, 918 nt
Organism: Aegilops tauschii subsp. strangulata
Lineage: Eukaryota; Viridiplantae; Streptophyta; Magnoliopsida; Poales; Poaceae
Source: RefSeq, a predicted model, not a curated record
AUGUCGGAAAUUGACGAGCCGGACCCCGGGCUGUUAGAAAAAGUCGUGCCGCGUGUGACAGUUGAGAUGAAUGAAGCAUUUCCGAGGCCUUAUAUGGCGGAGGAAGUCAAGAGAGCUCUGUUCUCUAUUGGUGAUCUAAAAGCUCCAGAAUGGGAACAUCAAUUUGGCUCCCGCAUGGUGAGCACCGAAGGCCCUCCAACGGUGAACCCAGUGUGGUCAAUUAUAUGGAAGCUGAAAGUACCAAGUAAGAUCAAAAUUUAUAUGUGGCGAGCACUACGUGGAGUGAUCCUGGGCAUGGGAGUUCUUGCUCACAGACACAUAAAGGUAUCUCCACAAUGCCCUAUCUGUCGGGAGUGGGUCGCGGACAUCCGACAUCUGUUAUUCACAUGUAGUAGGGCGAGGAAAGUGUGGAAGGCACUUGGCCUUAUGGAUGAAAUAGAGAAAUCUCUCCUUGUGGAUCGGUCUGGCUCAGUUGUUUUGGAGGAGAUUCUAAGGUGGCCAGUUCAGAGAUCACCAAUACUAGGUCACCUGGGUCUCCAAGAAGUAGUUACGGUUGGUGCAUGGUAUAUUUGGUGGGAACGUAGGGAAGCAAAGAAGGGUGCUACUGUCAAGAAUCCCAUCAGUUCAGCAUUCUCAAUUCAUGCAAUUGCAUCAAAUCAUAUUGGUCAGAUUCCAGAAAAUAUUACUUUUUCUGAGCGAUGGGUGAAACAGACACCAGGAUCGUACAAGGUAAACACAGAUGCUUCUUUUUUUGAAGAUGGCUCAGGAGCGAUCACUGCUAUUAUCAGAGACUCUCGAGGACAUGCAGUAGCGGGGGCUACAGAGCUCUUCGCUCAUGCUCAUGAUGUUGCUUCAGCGGAAGUGCUAGCACUACGGCGUGGCUUGUUGCUGGCAGUGAGAAAAACUGCUCAAGGGUGA